This is a messenger RNA of Nipponia nippon (crested ibis), 5082 nucleotides long. NCBI's taxonomy places the organism in Eukaryota, Metazoa, Chordata, Aves, Pelecaniformes, Threskiornithidae. The record is from RefSeq and is a predicted model, not a curated record.
AUGAGCAGGCAGGACACAGCUCGCAGCGUUCCUGGAGCCUUUGGCCAGAGGAGAGAGGCACUGUGUCGUGUGCACAGCCAGGCCCAUUGGUUGUGGGCGGACCAUGCAGAGACUGUUUUUGUCUCUCUGAACAUUUUGAACGGCCUGAAUACCUGUGAAUUAGCUAAAUCUGGUUCUGAACAGGGUCAAAAGGCUUGGAUAGAGAAGACCUUUUCAAAAAGAGAAUGCAUCUAUGUAAUUGCCAACAACAAAGACAUUAGCAGGUGCUGCUGUGGCCAGCUUAUUAACCAACAUAUUCCACCUCCUCCAAGUAUAACAGCUAAUAAAAAUGGAGAAGAAACAAAGCAAGUGGAAGCUCAGCCAGAGAAAUGGUCCGUCAGUAAACACACCCAAACAUACCCAACUGAUGCCUAUGGAAACCUUGAAUUCCAGGGAGGAGGACAUUCAAAUAAGGCCAUGUAUAUCCGUGUGUCAUAUGACACUAAACCAGAUUCUCUGCUGCAUCUCAUGGUGAAAGACUGGCAACUGGAACUGCCCAAACUCUUAAUCUCUGUCCAUGGAGGCCUCCAGAACUUUGAAAUGCAACCUAAAUUAAAGCAAGUAUUUGGAAAAGGUCUGAUAAAGGCUGCCAUGACCACAGGAGCUUGGAUUUUCACUGGAGGUGUUAGUACAGGUGUCAUUCGUCAUGUGGGAGAUGCCCUGAAAGAUCAUUCUUCCAAAUCCAGAGGACGAAUAUGUGCCAUAGGAAUUGCACCGUGGGGCAUUGUAGAAAACAAGGAAGAUCUGAUAGGAAAAGAUGUAACACGGGUUUACCAAACAAUGUCAAACCCUCUAAGUAAGCUCUCUGUGCUCAACAGUUCCCAUACCCACUUCAUUCUGGCAGACAAUGGUACGCUAGGUAAAUACGGAGCUGAAGUAAAGUUACGACGUCAGUUGGAAAAACACAUUUCCCUCCAGAAAAUUAACACACGGCUGGGACAAGGUGUUCCUGUAGUUGGGCUCAUAGUGGAAGGGGGUCCCAAUGUGAUCUCCAUUGUUUUAGAGUGUCUACGAGAAGAACCCCCUCUCCCUGUCGUGAUAUGUGAUGGUAGUGGACGAGCAUCGGAUAUUCUGUCAUUUGCGCACAAGUAUUCAGAAGAAGGAGGGAUAAUAAGUGAAUCCCUUAGGGACCAGCUUCUAGUUACCAUCCAGAAAACCUUUAACUACAACAGGAAUCAAGCUCAUCAGCUGUUCGUCAUUCUUAUGGAGUGCAUGAAAAAAAAAGAACUUAUUACCGUGUUCCGCAUGGGGUCUGAAGGGCAACAGGACAUUGAGAUGUCUAUCUUAACUGCUCUCCUCAAAGGUACCAAUGCAUCUGCUCCAGACCAGCUCAGCUUGGCUUUGGCCUGGAAUCGUGUAGACAUUGCACGCAGCCAAAUCUUUGUCUUUGGACACCACUGGCCACCUUUAGGAAGCCUUACAGCUCCUGACGGUACAGCUACUGAGAAGGAAAAGAAAUCUCCAGCAGCUCAGACUAAAGCAGCCAGAGGGAAAGGAAAAGGGAAGAAAAAGGGAGGAAAAGGAAAAGAAGAGCCAGAAGAAGAAACAGACCCAAGAAAGCUUGAACUCCUGAACUGGGUGAAUUCCUUGGAGCAGGCUAUGCUGGAUGCACUGGUUCUGGAUCGAGUGGACUUUGUGAAACUACUUAUUGAGAAUGGAGUGAACAUGCAGCACUUCCUCACUAUUCCUCGACUGGAAGAACUUUAUAAUACCAGAUUGGGUCCACCAAAUACGCUGCAUUUGCUAGUCAGAGAUGUGAAAAAGGGAAAUCUUCCACCAGAUUAUCAUAUCAGCCUAAUAGAUAUUGGUCUUGUACUUGAAUAUCUCAUGGGUGGAGCUUAUCGCUGCAACUAUACUCGAAAAAGUUUUCGGACUCUUUAUAAUAAUUUAUUUGGACCAAAGAGGCCAAAAGCUCUUAAACUACUAGGGAUGGAGGAUGAUGAGCCUCCCACCAAAGGGAAGAAGAAGAAGAAGAAAAAGGAGGAAGAGAUCGAUAUUGAUGUGGAUGACCCAGAAGUCAGCCGCUUUCAGUAUCCCUUUCAUGAACUGAUGUUAUGGGCCGUGCUGAUGAAACGGCAAAAGAUGGCACUCUUCCUUUGGCAGCGAGGGGAGGAAACCAUGGCCAAGGCACUUGUGGCCUGUAAACUGUACAAGUCUAUGGCGCAUGAGUCUUCUGAGAGUGAGCUGGUGGACGACAUCUCUCAGGAUCUAGACAACAACUCAAAAGAUUUUGGCCAACUGGCUGUUGAACUCUUGGAUCAGUCCUAUAAACAUGAUGAGCAGAUUGCCAUGAAACUACUGACGUAUGAACUGAAAAACUGGAGUAAUUCUACCUGCCUAAAAUUGGCUGUGGCAGCUAAACACAGGGACUUCAUUGCCCACACAUGCAGCCAGAUGCUCUUAACAGAUAUGUGGAUGGGGAGACUACGCAUGCGGAAAAACCCAGGCCUUAAGGUUAUAAUGGGGAUUCUCUUCCCUCCCACCAUCCUUUUCCUAGAGUUUCGGAGUUACGAUGAUUAUUCUUACCAGACAUCAAGAGAAAAUGAGGAAGGCAGAGAAAAGGAGGACGAAAAUGUGGAUGCAAAUGUGGAUACAGGCUCCCGAAAAGGAGAUGAAGAGAAUGGAAAUAAAAAACAAAAGAGCCUUCCAAUUGGAACGAAGAUCUAUGAAUUCUAUAAUGCACCUAUCGUCAAAUUUUGGUUCUACACAAUAUCAUACCUCGGUUACUUGAUGCUAUUUAAUUAUAUCAUCUUGGUGCGGAUGGAACGGUGGCCAUCAGUCCAGGAAUGGAUUGUCAUCUCUUACAUUGUGACGUUGGCUUUAGAGAAAGUAAGAGAGAUUCUGAUGUCAGAGCCUGGCAAGCUGAGCCAAAAAGUGAAAGUUUGGCUCCAGGAAUACUGGAAUAUUACUGACCUGGUGGCUAUUUCAGUAUUUAUGAUAGGAGCAAUUCUUCGCCUACAGAACCAGCCUUAUAUGGGUUAUGGAAGAGUGAUUUACUGCGUAGAUAUCAUUUUCUGGUACAUUAGAGUACUAGAUAUCUUUGGUGUGAACAAAUAUCUGGGACCUUACGUCAUGAUGAUUGGAAAGAUGAUGAUUGACAUGCUCUACUUUGUGGUCAUCAUGCUUGUCGUUCUGAUGAGUUUUGGAGUAGCCCGUCAAGCUAUCCUGCACCCAGAUGAGGAGCCUUCCUGGAGACUAGCUCGCAACAUCUUCUAUAUGCCCUACUGGAUGAUCUAUGGAGAGGUGUUCGCAGACCAGAUAGACCUCUAUGCCAUGGAAAUUAAUCCUCCUUGUGGGGACAAUCUUUAUGAUGAUGAUGGUAAACGCCUCCCUCCAUGUAUACCAGGGGCCUGGCUCACUCCUGCUAUUAUGGCCUGUUACCUCUUGGUAGCAAAUAUCCUGUUGGUAAACCUGCUGAUUGCUGUCUUCAACAAUACCUUCUUUGAGGUAAAAUCAAUAUCCAACCAAGUCUGGAAGUUCCAGCGGUACCAGCUGAUCAUGACGUUCCAUGACAGACCUGUCCUCCCACCGCCAAUGAUUAUCUUCAGCCACAUCUACAUAAUCAUCAAGCGAAUCUGCUGUUGCUGCAAGAAGGGUGAAGGAGACCAGGAUGAACGUGACAGGGGACUGAAGUUAUUUCUGAAUGAUGAAGAGCUAAAAAACCUGUAUGAGUUUGAAGAGCAGUGUGUAGAAGAAUACUUCCAGGAAAAAGAGGAUGAGCAGCAAUCAUCUAAUGAUGAACGCAUCAGAGUUACCUCUGAAAGAGUUGAAAAUAUGUCUAUGAGGCUAGAAGAAGUGAAUGAAAGAGAACAUUUUAUGAAAGCUUCUCUUCAAACAGUUGACCUUCGACUCUCUCAGUUGGAAGAACUAUCUGGUCGGAUGGUGAAUGCUCUUGAGAAGCUGGCAGGUAUUGACAAAUCUGAGCUGACGUAUACACGUUCACGGGCUUCAUCUGAGUGUGAUGCUGCGUAUCUCCUAAGGCAAAGCAGUGUUAACAGCUCUGAUGGCUACAGCAUGUACAGAUACCAUGUCGGUGGCGAUGAGUUAACAUAUGAUGACAGUACCACUCCUAUGUCACCAGCCACGGGAUUGCGUAAAAAAGCCCAUUCUAUCAGUACCAAAGAAGAUGAAGCAGACCCAAGGAUGCUGGUUCCAGAACACCACACCAGUCUCCAUUAUACCUCUAGUGCUAAUGCAGUCACCACAGCAGAUUACAGUAAAUCUACAUUAGAAAUUGCUCAGAAUGUUUCCAGACCCCAUUCUGGUUCACGUGGUUUGGGGGAUGAAAAGCAGGGGAUUUGCAAGAGUGAUGGUAUGGUUCCUCGAAGUAUAAACCAGAUGGAUGCUGUUACGAACAGACAGUCAGUACCAAGAUCAGAUUUUCAGAACACUCAGUUAAAAGUAGAACGUACCAAGUUAGAAGCAACCAUCUCUUAUCCCUUGGACAAAUCUAAAGCAAUGCGCUAUUUUCCUCCUGAAACAUUCAGUGCUUGUCAAACCACUAUGAUGAAGUCAAGGAGCUUUAUAUUUGCACAGGGUGGGAAGCUGGUUGGAGGGGUUAACAACUGGACCACAGAGUAUAGUACCAUCAUGGAUCAGGUGUGCCCUUCUACAAUUGAACAAUGGGCCACCGAGUGGAAAUAUGAAGUUGAGCAGCAGCUUUCUCAAGAACGUCCUCCAGAAUACCCCGGUUUUAUCUCUGAAGCAGAAAGGCAAGCAGAGCAGAAACAGUUACAGAUGGACACAGAUGAUGACAGCGAUGUUGGUGAAGCAGGUAUGAGUGCCUCUUACACCUCUAUGCCUGCCACUGUCAAGACUGAGAAAGAGAAUUUACUAUCAGUAAAGCCAGAAAGGACUUCUGGGUUCCCAUCAGUACGGUCAAAGAGUUUGCACAGCCAUUCUCGGAAAGCCAAGUCUGUAAAGGACAAAUUAAAUAGACCAGGACAUGCCAGCAGUGUAACUAAUUUGGUGGUAGCAUUUGGCAGUGCAACAGAAGAACUGAAAGCUAGGCAAGAAAAUGCAUCCACAGAAACUGAAUGUUAA